Messenger RNA from Paramuricea clavata, 3462 nucleotides. NCBI's taxonomy places the organism in Eukaryota, Metazoa, Cnidaria, Anthozoa, Malacalcyonacea, Plexauridae. The record is from the annotation of a GenBank genome assembly.
ACAACAUUUCGCAACGAAACUUUGGAAUAUUACUAAUUUUGUGAUGCUCUUUCACUAUGAUUUAAUUUUGUCUAGAUUUGUUGAGAUCAAAAUUUUGAUUAAUAUGGGAUUGGUCAAUUGUUCAACUAAAUGCAGUAUUCAAACAAUGACGUCUUCAGCAGACAGCUAUUGACGUCAUUACAGAAAUCGCUUCCUGACUCUUGCACUUCUUUAAAUUGUUCAACUGAAUGCAGUGUUUAGUAAUUAAAUAUCUGCGACGUUUAAAUUAAGUCAGUUAAACGAAUAGCGAACUAUACAUGUAUUCUUUGAAUUCACAAUGGUAAAGUAUCUAGUUUUAUUAUUCGCUGUAUAUGCAGUAUUUCUUGAAGAGAGGCUAUUGCCAGUGGCAAAUAAUGAUUACAAAGUCUGUUGUAAAUGUCUCACGUCCCAAUUUGACCAAUAUCGCUCGGGAAAAUGCGAAUCGUUUACGUGUUCGAGCAGUUGUGCCAACGACGCUGAUUGUCGUCUUUCAGGGGAAUGCUGUGUGUUAGGAACGGAUGCGUUCAAAGGAUGUCGACAAUGUAGAUACAAUCCUGACUGCGGGUAUGGAAAGAAAUGUUGUUAUGUAUUUUCAGAGAAACAAACCCGCUGCAGAGAAAAUUGUCUUGGAGUGUAUUGUGACAGUACAAGGUCGUGUCGUGGCACUCAAGAAUGUUGCCGUAAUAAUGUGUGUGUUAAUUGCUCGAAGCCGGGUUGUAGGAAUAAUGACGAGUGUGGAAGGGGACAAUCUUGUUGUAACAAAAAAGAGAUACAGGGAGAUUAUUUUUGUCGUUCCUCUUGCAUUGGAGCUAGAUGUGAAGCUGACACAGAUUGUGCUAGUCGUGAAUGUUGCCAUGAAGAGAAGUGUGUUAAAUGUUCUAGCCUUCAGUGCUCUUCCAAUUCUGUCUGUGGCUCUGGAUAUUGUUGUAAACGACGGUAUUAUUACGACAAAAGUCGGUGUAUGACAGCUGGCUGUAUUGGCCAAACAUGUGCUCAAAGUAGUGACUGUGGUGGCUUGAACGAAUGUUGUAGAGAUAACAUAUGUGCAUAUUGUUCUGAGUCGAGGUGCAAAGAUAAUUCCGAAUGUCCUCUUGGAGAAUAUUGCUGCAAGAGAAACGGACAGGCAAUGUGCAGACAAACUUGUGAGGGACAAUUUUGUAACGCAGCUAAAGACUGUGGCGCUCCAGGAGAAUGCUGCAUUGCAAAUAAAUGUACAACAUCUGGAUGUCACUGUAACUCUAAUUCCGAUUGUAAAUUUGGUGUAUACUGUUGCACGUAUGCUUGCAAUUCUAGUUGCAUUGGAAAAGGGUGUUUAUGGGACAACGAUUGUGGAGCUCCAGGAGAGGAAUGCACCUAUCCAGACAGUAAUUGUGUUUAUAGUCAUUAUGAUAAAAAGUGCCCUAAACUACCCGAAAAGAAAUGUUUUAACAAAAACGGUUGUUAUUCCCAUGACGACUGCAAUGUAUUUGGUAGCGGUUAUUACUGCUGUAAAGGGCAAUACUCAUUUGAUGAAAGAAGCUGUAAUUCCAAUUGUCUCAAGAAAUUUUGUAACGAAGACAGUGAUUGUGGUGGUUCCAGUGAAUGCUGUGACUCUAAUAAUCAAUGCUACAAGUGUCCAAAUAAUGUUCCCGCAUGGGUAAUCGGCAUUACAGUCGGAAUUGCGCUAUUGAUUAUUACUGCGGUUGGUGUUGUGUUCAGAUAUAUUUAUUCCAAACGCAAGCAGGAAAGGAUGGAAAGUCAACCGUCUCAAACAGGUGUUAUAGAAAUGGAAUUCCAACAGAAUAACCGCCACCAAAAUAUCCAUAGUGCGGGAUUGGGUGCUUGGUUUGUCGACGAUAUCCAAUCUUCCCUGCCAACGCAACCUUGGACAGGGAUUUUACCCUCCCAGACUGUCUUGCAACAAAUGCCUGUUAUGCCAUUCCAAAAUUUAGGAAUAAAUAAUCCUGGCAACGUAGAAUCCAAUAAAUCACUUGCAGGAAAUAGGAAUGACGAUAAUGAAACAGUAAUUCCAAGUGCUCCUCCCCCGCCCUAUCCUGUUAUGCCGCCUCCGCAUCCUCCUCCAUCUUAUCAAAACGGCAAAACCUUUUUGGGAACCGCUAGACUCUUGGGCACUAUAAUGAUAUAUCUACAACACCCAUUGCCCUUGCUCGAUUUUGCUAUUAAAAUUUUACUCAAGACCUCGCAUUAAAAGUUCAUGGUGGGGGCUUUGGAGAGAUGGGCUGAAAACACAUUCAUCCCAGGUCUUGAAUUGGAACUUCAAGACUCGGGAUGCCGGGUCUUGAGUUUCAAGUCCAAGACUUAUACCAAGUCUUGAACUUGCAAUUCAAGACCUUCUAGAGGCAAGCAUCCGCAGCUACCAAACUCAUGGAUCAAGCUUCACAUUUCCUUUUCGACAAGACAUUAUAGACAACGCUGCACUCUAAGUUAUGCGAACCUUUCAGAACACGGCUUGCUUGAUCUAAUGAAUAAAGAGUCCAGAAUUGUACCAUUUAACUAACAUUAAGUUCGUUUUUAAGAUAAUCAAUUAAUCGUGUCGAUUAGUGUUGUUGUUUAUAAUGUACAGUUAUUGCUAUGAAUUUUAAAUGUUUAAAUUUUUUAUCAGUAAAGCUGAAAAGCCUGGUUUCUAUGUGGUCGUAACGGUCGUAAAGAUUGAGUCAAGAUCUUUCUUAGCAGCCGAAUUACAACAUUUUAGAACUAAAAAUACGUGGAGUGAUUAUAACUAGAGAAUACUUAUAAUUUAUUUGUAGUUUACAAGCAACCUCGUACCCAAGGCUUCUGGUACGAGGUUGGUUUACAAGUACUAUAAACUAUUAUAAACUAGCCGUUGUAAAAGAUCGUGGCUCUAUUUUACGACCAUUACGAUCAUAAUGGAAACCAAACUUAAUUAACGAAUCCUACACAGAACACAACAGAUUGUAUAAUGCCGGGAAUCAAGGGGAAUCUUGAGAUGAAAAGGAAGAAUGGGACACGCGUUCACCAAUUAUCCGAAAUGCCUUAUACAUUUUCAAACCCGCGCUUUUUAAAACUAAAAUCUUAAAUAAAAGCGUACAGUGUUUAACGCUUUAAAAACUAAGAGUGUUUUCGUGAUUUGACGAACUCGUUUGAGUUUAUUAAACACGCGAGAAGUUGGAAGGUAUGUACGAAAAAGCGUAAACAUGCACUCGGCUGACCUGGGUGCUUUCUCAACCUCCCAAGUGCUCUCCCAACUUUCCGAACUUUUCUUAAAAGUUAUAUACAUGUAAUUUUAUGGUUUAAAAUGCGAGGGGUUCCUUCAUGUAUGUAUUUCUAUGAAGUAAAUAUUUAAAAGCGUGUAUAGCCGGGCUAAAUGGCAAGGCUAUAUUUUGUUAAUUAAAUUUUAUGGAAACUGUAUUUGAUUUUCGUUACAUUUGUGUAACUUAAUUUAACCAUGAUAUAGAAGGCGCUAAAUUACAAAAUAACUGUGAG